AUGACUCAGUCUAGGGCGCUCAGGAUCUACAACACUUUCCACCACUACCGUGACAGAAACCCCAACAACGACCUCUGUUCCAUCGACUACAAGUUCAACGGAAUCUACUUCACCUUCAACAACUACUGUGACAGAAACCCCAACAACGACCUCUGUGCCAUCUACUACAACUUCAACGGAAUCUACAUCACCUUCCACCACGAUUGUAACAGAAACCUCAACAACGACAUCUGUUCCAUCGACUACAACUUCAACGGUAUCUACAACACCUUCACAACUACUCUGACAGAAACUCCUACAACGACAUCUGUUCCAUCGACUACAACUUCAACGUUCAACGGUAUCUACAACACUUUCAACGACUACUGUGACAGAAACCCCAACAACGACCUCUGUGCCAUCUACUACAACUUCAACGGUAUCUACAUCACCUUCCACUACGACUGUAACAGAAACCUCAACAACGACAUCUGUUCCACUACUACAACUUCAACGGUAUCUACAACACCUGUUGAAUCGACUACAACUUCAACGGUAUCUACAACACCUUCCACAACUACUGUGACAGAAACUCCAACAACGACCUCUGUUCCAUCUACUACAACUUCAACGGUAUCUACAACACCUUCCACCACUACUGUGACAGAAACUCCAACAACGACCUUUGUUGAAUCGACUACAACUUCAACUAUCUACAACACCUUCAACGACUACUGUGACAGAAACCUCAACAACGACAUCUGUUCAAUCGACUACAACGUCAACGGUAUCUACAACACCUUCCACCACUACUGUGACAGAAACCCCAACAACGACAUCUGUUCCUUCUACUACAGGUUCAACGCUAUCUACAACACUUUCAACGACUACCGUGACAGAAACCCCAACAACGACCUCUGUGCCAUCUACUACAACUUCAACGGUAUCUACAUCACCUUCCACCACGACUGUAACAAAAACCUCAACAACGACAUCUGUUCCAUCUACUACAACUUCAACGCAACUACUCUGACAGAAACUCCUACAACGAUAUCUGUUCCAUCGACUACAACUUCAACGGUAUCUACAUCAUCUUCCAGCACGACUGUGACAGAAACCCCAACAACGACCUCUGUUCCAUCUACUACAAGUGCAACGAAACCUCAACAACGACAUCUGUUCCAUCUACUACAACUUCAACGGUAUCUUCAACACCUUCCACCCACUACUGUGACAGAAACUCCUACAACAACCUUUGUUGAAUCGACAACAACUGCAACAGUAUCUACAACACCUUCCACCACUACUGUGACAGAAACUCCAACAACGACGUCUGUUUCAUCGACCACAACUUCAACGGUAUCUACAACACCUUCCAGCACGACUGUGACAGAAACCCCAACAACGACCUCUGUUCCAUCUUCUACAAGUUCAACGGUAUCUACAACAAUUUCAACGACUUCUGUGACAGAAACUCCAACAACGACCUCUGUGCCAUCUACUACAACUUCAACGGUAUCUACAUCACCUUCCACCACGACUGUAACAGAAACCUCAACAACGACAUCUGUUCCAUCUACUACAACUUCAACGGUAUCUACAACACCUGUUGAAUCGACUAUAACUUCAACGGUAUCUACAAGACCUUCCACAACUACUGUGACUGAAACUCCUACAACGACGUCUGUUGAAAUGACUACAACUUCAACGGUAUCUGCAACGCCUUCAGCAACUACUCUGACAGAAACUCCUACAACGAUAUCUGUUCCAUCGACUACAACUUUAACGGUAUCUACAUCACCUUCCAGCACGACUGAGACAGAAACCCCAACAACGACCUCUGUUCCAUCUACUACAAGUUCAACGGUAUCUACAACACUUUCAACGACUACUCUGACAGAAACUCCAACAACGACCUCUGUGCCAUCUUCUACAACGUCAACGGUAUCUACAUCACCUUCCACCAAGACUGUAACAGAAACCUCAACAACGACAUCUGUUCCAUCUACUACAACUUUAACGGUAUCUACAACACCUUCCACCACUACUGUGACAGAAACCCCUACAACGACCGCUGUUUCAUCGACUACAUUUUCAACGGUAUCUACAACCCCGUCAACCACUUCUCUAACAGAAAACCCAACAUCGACCUCUGUUUCAUUGUCUACAACUUUAACGGCGUCUACAACAGCUUCAAUUACUACUCAGACAGAAACUCCUACAACGACCUAUGUUGUAUUUACGACAAAUAAAACUCCUACCGUAUUUACAACACCGUUCACCACUGAAAAAGUAUCUAAGAACGACGGCACAUUGCAAAAAGUAACAAUCACAGUCCCAAGAUCCAAUUUGACUACUACUACGCCCCACCCUAAAUUUACCACCGAAGAGGAAUCAACCACAAUAACAACAUCAAAGCCAACUACCCCAACUGUAUCAAUGCAAACUACAACUCCAACAGAAUCUACGAAUCCUUCCACCAACACUCUGACUGAGACAUCAUCAAAAACGACCACUCUGACAUCUAUAACAAAUCCAAAGACAACCGAAACAACUGCCACAACUUCUGUGACAGAAACACCAAAUACUGUAUCUACCACCGAAGAAUCAACCUUAUCAACCACAAUAUUAACAUCAACGCCAGUUUGUUCUGAUGUUGAUGCGAUGUCGAAGUAUGACUACAUUCCGUCCGAGAGGGUCCGUUUCCCAGAUCAUGAUCACCUCAAUGAAAUCAGGGACAAUCUGCGUGUUUCCGAACUUGGUUCGGUGACAUUUACUGAUGCUGUAUUAACCGUAGAAGUCUCGCUUAACCCUGAAGACGAAAUUGACUACAUCCAGCUCCCGGUGCACGAAGGCGUGAUUUCAUUUAACGUGUUUUAUUUAACUGAACAUGACCGAAAUUCAUGGAAAGAGCUGGUCGUUGACCAUAAAAAGGAUUUCGAAGCUGACGAGCGCGCGCAUUUCGUUGAGUUUCGGAAACAAAUCAUCGCAAUUAAGGUGAUAGUCAAUAGGUUUCCUCAGCAGAGUGAAGCUUCUAUCAAAUUAGUUGUUUUCGGGUGCUUUUAUCGUAUCCAAACAACAACAGUGGAGUUGAAAACAACGUCAAUUCCAACCACGUUCUGUGAAGACCUGGUUCGAUUGAAUAAUGACACUAUUUACGAGAAAGAUGUAAGAGUAAGCGGGAAUUAUGAAGGUAUUCUGAACGCCACUAGCAAUGACGCCAACACUCAGUACUAUCUGCAUCCUGAAGAUGAAGGAUUAGAGACCAUCGUGUUUGAUUUAAAGAAGGAGUAUGUGCUCAUGAAGAUAGAAUUUGAAUCUCAAUUUGUUGAAGAGGUUACGAUACAGAUUUUAAAAUCCGCCGGCGAAAAUCCAGAGAGCCUGGUGGAAACAAUCGUCAACCCUGAGAUUGUUACAAAAACUACCAAAACGUUCCAGGAAAAAGAGUAUAAUGCAACUACCGUCACAUUCGAAUUUAGAAAAUAUACAGUUGAUCUAGACAGACGUCGUCCUAUGGUCAAAAAUAUUUCGGUGUACCCAUGUAUGGAAGAAGAGCCACCUCCUGAGUCGACCACUGCGACUAUAUCAACGUCAUUUACAACUCCAACAGUGUCUACAACACCAUCUACCACUACUGUAACACAAACAUCCACUACGACAUCUGUGACACCUACUACGACGUCAACGGUAUCUACAACACCUUCCACCACAACUGUGACAGAAACUCCUACAACAAGCAGUGUUCCAUCUACUACGACUUCAACGGUAUCUACAACAACUUUAACGACUUCUGUGACAGAAACACCAACAACGACCACUGUGCCAUCUACUACGACUUCAACGGUAUCCGCAUCCCCUUCCACCACUACUGUGACAGAAACUCCUACAACGAGCAGUGUUCACUCUACUACGACUUCAACAGUAUCUACACCACCUUCCACGACUACUGUUCUAUCUACUACAAGUUCAAGGGUAUCUACAACACUUUCAACGACCACUGUGACGGAAACUCCAACAACGACCUCUGUCCCAUCUACUGCAACUUUAACGGUAUCUACAUCACCUUCCACCACGACUGUAACAGAAACGUCAACAACGACAUCUGUUCCAUCUACUACAACUUCAACAGUAUAUACAACACCUUCGACCACUACUGUGACAGAAACCCCUACAACUACCUCUGUUCAAUCGACUUCAAAGUCAACGGUAUCAACAAGACCUUCCACCACUACUGUGACAGAAACUCCUACAACGACAUCUGUUGAAUCUACUACAACUUCAACAGUAUCUACAACACCUUCAACGACUACUGUGAUAGAAACUCCUACAACGACAUAUGUUCCAUCUACUACAACUUCAACGGUAUCUACAACACCCUCCACCACUACUCUGACAGAAACCCAAACAAAGACCUCUGUUCCAUCUUCUACAAGUUCUACAACACUUUCAACGACUACUGUGACAGAAACUCCAACAACGACUUCUGUCCCAUCGACUACAACUUCAACGGUAUCUACAUCACCUUCCACCACAACUUUGACUGAAACUCCCACCACGACCUCUGUUGAAUCGACUACAACUUCACCGGUAUCUACUACACCUUCAACGACUACUCUGACAGAAACUCCUACAACGACAUCUGUUCCAUCGACUACAACUUCAGAAGUAUCUAAAACACCUUCAACCACUACUCUGACAGAAACCUCAACAACGACCUCUGUUCCAUCUACUACAACUUCAACGGUAUCUAUUCCACCUUCCACCACAACUGUGACAGAAACCCCAACAACGACCAUUGUUUCAUCGACUUCAACGUCAAUGGUAUCUACAACACCUUCUAGCACGACUGUGACAGAAACCCCAACAACGAACUCUGUUCCAUCUUCUACAAGUUCUACAACACUUUCAACGACUACUGUGACAGAAACUCCAACAACGAUUUCUGUCCCAUCUACUACAACUUCAACGGUAUCUACAACACCUUCCACCACAACUGUAACAGAAACCUCAACAACGACAUCUGUUCCAUCUACUACAACAAGACCUUCCACCACUACUGUGACAGAAACUCCUACAACGACCACUGUUGAAUCGACUACAACUUCAACAGUAUCUACAACACCUUCAACGACUACUGUGACAGAAACUCCUACAACGGCAUCUGUUCCACCGACUACAACUUCAACGGUAUCUAUUCCACCUUCCACCACAACUGUGACAAAACCCCCAACAACGACCAUUGUUUCAUCGACUUCAACGUCAACGGUAUCUACAACACCUUCUAGCACGACUGUGACAGAAACCCCAACAACGAACUCUGUUCCAUCUUCUACAAGUUCUACAACACUGUCAACGACUACUGUGACAGAAACUCCACCAACGACCUCUGUUCCAUCUACUACAACUUUAACGGUAUCUACAUCACCUUCCACUACAACUUUGACUGUAACUCCCACAACGACCUCUGUUGAAUCGACUACAACUUCAACGGUAUCUACUACACCUUCAACAACUACUCUGACAGAAACUCCUACAACGACAUCUGUUCAAUCGACUACAACUUCAGAAGUAUCUAGAACACCUUCAACCACUACUCUGACAGAAACCUCAACAACGACCUCUGUUCCAUCUACUACAACUUCAACGGUAUCUAUUCCACCUUCCACCACAACUGUGACAGAAACCCCAACAACGACCAUUGUUUCAUCGACUUCAACGUCAAAGGUAUCUACAACACCUUCUAGCACGACUGUGACAGAAACCCCAACAACGAACUCUGUUCCAUCUUCUACAAGUUCUACAACACUUUCAACGACUACUGUGACAGAAACUCCAACAACGACUUCUGUCCCAUCUACUACAACUUCAACGGUAUCUACAUCACCUUCCACCACAACUUUGACUGAAACUCCCACCACGACCUCUGUUGAAUCGACUACAACUUCACCGGUAUCUACUACACCUUCAACGACUACUCUGACAGAAACUCCUACAACGACAUCUGUUCAAUCGACUACAACUUCAGAAGUAUCUAAAACACCUUCAACCACUACUCUGACAGAAACCUCAACAACGACCUCUGUUCCAUCUUCUACAACUUCAACGGUAUCUAUUCCACCUUCCACCACAACUGUGACAGAAACCCCAACAACGACCAUUGUUUCAUCGACUUCAACGUCAACGGUAUCUACAACACCUUCUAGCACGACUGUGACAGAAACCCCAACAACGAACUCUGUUCCGUCUUCUACAAGUUCUACAACACUUUCAACGACUACUGUGACAGAAACUCCAACAACGACCUCUGUUCCAUCUACUACAACUUCAACGGUAUCUAUUCCACCUUCCACCACAACUGUGACAGAAACCCCAACAACGACCUCUGUUUCAUCGACUUCAACUUCAACGGUAUCUACAACACCUUUCAGCACGACUGUGACAGAGACUCCAACAUCGACCUCUGUUCCAUCUACUACCCCUUCAAGGGUAUCUACAACACUUUCAACGACUAAUGUGACGGAAACACCAAGCACGACCACUGUGCCAUCGACUACAACUUCAACGGUAUCUACAGCACCUUCCAUAACUACUGUGACAAAAAAACCAACAACGACCACUUUUCCAUCGACUACAACUUCAACGGUAUCUACAACACCUUCCAACACAACUGUGAUGGUAACACCAACGACGACCACUGUGCCAUCCACUUCAACUUCAAUGGUAUCAACAUCUACUGUGACUUCGUCGUCCAUUACGACGGUUAUUCUAACAACAUUCGUAACGACUCCACACGUCUGUAUUAUCAAUUCGUCUUCCAUUCCUGACCUUCCCGACGGAGACAUUGUUGGUUACAUAGAAAAAGAUGGCAUUAAUGGAUUCACGGAUGAAUCUGAGGCCGUAAAAGAUGGUGAGAUGAUAUCGCAAGGUGUGGUUGUGCACAUCAAGUGCAUGAAUUGCUCAUGUGAACAUGGUGGCAAAAUGACGUGUAAACCAGAAGAACCGUGCCGCACAUGCGAUUACGAUCUGUGGGGUGAAUGGAGCAAGUGUUCGGUAACAUGUGGUGGCUCCGGUUGGAAGACGAGGACUCGAAUGUUGUUGUCCGGCAAUAUUCUUUGUCAAACGAAGGAAACCGAGAACCAGCCUUGUCACGAGGGUCCAUGUAUUGCAACGUCUACAACACCCUGCUCCACAUGGUCUACAUGGUCGUCAUGUGACUGCCAAACGAAGUCCAAAAGUAGGACACGUGCUGGGAACUGUGUAGACUACUUUGAAGAAGAAGACUGCUUUGAGGGAUGCACUACUACUAGUACGAUAAAACCAUGCGUUGAUCCGGAGAUUCUAGUUGACUGCUACAAUCUGUGUGAUGAUUCCUGUAAGAAUCUGCGCUUACCAGGAACCUGUGUAGAAUCAGAUACAUGCAGGCAAGACUGCCAAUGUCCUGCAGGCAUGAGACGUAUCCAAGGCAAGUGUGUUAACGAGACCAAUUGUCCAUGUUACACAAAUGAGGGAGAACCCGUUUUGCCCGGAUUUGAAAUGCCAACUGAUAAGCCAUGUGAAAAGUGCAUAUGCAAUGAGUAUAACGAGAAAACUUGCUCCGCUAUUCUUGGUUGCUGUGAGUGGAGCCCAUGGAAUGAAUGGUCAACAUGUUCAGAAACCUGCGGAGAGGGUAUCAGGAGGCGAGAAAGACAAAUGCACGGUGAUAACUGCGACCCCAAUGGACACGAGGAAACAGAGCCGUGCAACAUUCGAGAUUGUCCGCCCGUCUGUCUGCCCGACUACAAUCUUGGUGACGUCAUGUCAAACUGCACCUGCGAAAUUUGCUAUUGUGCUGGAGAUGGCACCAAAAAAUGUGAACCGAAAUCAGACGAAAACGUGAAUGGUGGCCUAACGCCAUGGUCCGACUGGAGCGAGUGUUCCAAGGGCUGCGACGGCGGGUACCACAUGAGGAACCGCUCGUGUACUAACCCCCCGCCUCGCUGUGGAGGCAUGUUCUGCAACGGGAGCUUAGUGGAAUCUGAACCGUGUAACAAGGGUGUAUCAUGUUGUGAUGUCACAGACUGGUCCCCGUGGUCAGAGUGCGACUCAGAAUGCGGCCCAGGCAACAAGACGCGGUCUCGUGAUUACAAAAGCCUGAGCUCAAGGCCCCUGUGCAACAAGUACCUUUCAGAAACUGUGUCCUGCACAGAUGUGGAACCAUGCGACACACAAUGCAUCAUGAGCGACUGGACUGAAUGGUCCAAGUGCAGCGUCACUUGCGGUUCCGGUUCCAAAACCCGAAAGAGAAACAUUGAGUCCGGUUCCGCCACAGUUUGUAAUGGCGUGGACGUAUUGGAGGAGGUUGGCUGCCAUGAAGUGGAUUGUACCUGCGAGCCUCCGUUCGUGUGGCGAAAUGACUCACUGUGCCAUUCCCAGACAUGUGGCCGCAGGGUAACCAAUGACGACUGUGCCGACAAGCUACUUCCGGCGUGUGUCUGCCCGGAGAAUAUGUACUUUAAAGACGGGGAGUGUGUCAAUAUUGUCGACUGCUUUAUGUGCAAUAUCAACGGGGUUGUGUAUAGGAACGGCGAGACAUGGCAGCCGACAGGAACUUGUGACAUCUGCCAGUGCAUUAUGGGAAAGGAAAUGUGUGAACCAGUUAUGGAGUUACCAGUUUGUGAGGUUGGAGAGACGAUCACGUAUGAAGAUGGCCCCUGCUGUCCGAAGUGUCGUGCCAUCCAAGCGUGUCAGUUGCACAAUAAGACGGAGACCCUCGUGCUCGACAACUGCAAGUCCAAGGCCGAAGUCACCUACCAGUACUGUGCGGGCACCUGCGGCUCCAGCAAGUCAGCGCCAAUGUUGUCCCUGUCCAAUGGUGCAACACCCACCACGGUUGAUGACUGCAAAUGCUGUAAGGGCACAACGACUGGAACGCGCGAUGUUAUUCUGCAGUGUGACAGCAAUGGCAGUAUAGAGGAGGUGGUUGGCUACCUGCCCCUUAUCACCGCCUGCAAGUGCAACACGUGCGAAUAGAGAAAUUGGGGAAAAGAAAAGAAGACGACCUGCUCGAGAUGUUAUGAAUUCGAAAACGUGUGUCUAAGACAUAUUGAACUUUGUGAAAAGAAAAUACUGUCCUCUUUAUAAGUGACAUUUACAUAUUUAUACUUUACGAAAAACAUUAAAUAAAAUGUAAUAAGACAUAUAUUCAUUUGUAUUGUACUUGUUAGUGAAUAAUAAUUAUUAACAUACAUUUUGCUACAUUUACUACAAUUUGAUAAAGCUACAACUGAAUGUUAUGUUAAAUAUAAACAUAAUUAAUCUUAAUUAUUUCUAUAUAAUGGCAAUUUUGUAUGCAGCAUUUUGUCAACUGUAUAAUCGUUUUAGCCAUAUAACGGUCAUGUUCUAAAUAUAAUUUUGAAAAUUUAAAAAUUACUGUGAUGUUUUAUGAAAGUUAAACACAUAUUUUUACUUUACUGGUUUUAUUACACGUUAUCCAUUUUAUUGUUCUCUUAUUAUGUUUAUCGUUAAAUUUUAUCUAUAGUUAAUACCUGAGUAUAUUAUGUCUGUUUAACUAUAAACUCUUUAUUUCUGAUAAAUAAACUCUAUUGCAAAGUU
This is a messenger RNA of Dreissena polymorpha, 9570 nucleotides long. RefSeq names its product mucin-2-like. The coding region runs from base 1 to 8988 and encodes 2995 amino acids. The transcript has 32 exons. The record is from RefSeq and is a predicted model, not a curated record. Gene Ontology annotation, molecular function: protein binding. Lineage: Eukaryota; Metazoa; Mollusca; Bivalvia; Myida; Dreissenidae.